Molecule: messenger RNA, 1198 nt
Organism: Brassica rapa (field mustard)
Lineage: Eukaryota; Viridiplantae; Streptophyta; Magnoliopsida; Brassicales; Brassicaceae
Product: homeobox-leucine zipper protein ATHB-20
Biological process (GO): positive regulation of DNA-templated transcription
Cellular component (GO): nucleus
Molecular function (GO): DNA-binding transcription factor activity, RNA polymerase II-specific; sequence-specific DNA binding
Source: RefSeq, a predicted model, not a curated record
GAAAAAUAUAAGCAUUUGAACACUCCUAGCUUAUUACUUCACAAUCCAAUAUAAGCAUAUAUAUAUAUAUACACACCAGUGGUGGAGUUAACUUGCGUGUGUUAGAUCCAACCACAUACGCAGCCGCAGGGGUGAGAUUGGAGAUGGCAUUUCCUCAGCAUGGUUUUAUGUUCCAACAACUUCAUGAAGACAUUAGCCCUGAUCAGCUCCCUUCCUGUCUUCCUCCUCAUCCCUUCAAUGGAGGAGGAAACUACAUGAUGAACAGAUCUAUGUCGUUAACGAACGUGCGAGAUGAUCCUCAUCAAUCUGUUGAUGAGGAGAAUUUAUCAGACGAUGGGUCGCAUAUGAUGCUUGGAGAGAAGAAGAAGAGGCUGCAAUUAGAGCAAGUCAAGGUAUUAGAGAAGAGCUUCGAGCUUGGGAACAAGCUGGAUCCAGAGAGGAAGAUACAACUAGCUAAAGCACUGGGGAUGCAACCUAGGCAGAUAGCGAUCUGGUUUCAAAACAGGAGAGCUAGGUGGAAGACUAGACAGCUCGAAAGAGACUAUGAUUCACUCAAGAAGCAGUUUGAUUCUCUUAAGUCUGACAAUGAUUCUCUUCUUGCCCACAACAAGAAACUCCUUGCUGAGGUAAUGUCUUUAAGGAACAAAGAUUAUAAUGAAGCAAGCAUAAUAAAGAGGGAAGCAGAAGCUUCAUGGAGCAACAAUGGAAGCACAGAAAAUAGCUCAGACAUAAAUCUGGAGAUUCCUAGAGAGACCACCACAACACAUGUGAACACGAUCAAAAACCUUUUCCCUUCAUCGAUUCCGUCAUCUACACAUCAUCAAGAUCAUCAUCAUCAGAAUAAUGAAAUGGUUCAAGAAGAGAGCUUCUGUAACAUGUUUAAUGGCAUUGAUGAAACGACUUCGGCUGGUUACUGGGGAUGGUCUGACCCAAACCACAACCACCACCACCAAUUCAAUUGAUUCAUGAUCCUAUAUAUAGCUCGAGGGGAUCACCACCAUGGCAUUAUCAUCAUCAUCGUCAUCACCACGAGAAGAAACAAUUCGUCCCUUGUUUGAAUAUGACUAUUUGGAAGCAUUGUUAAUCUUUUAUUUAAGUUGGCUUUUACUUUGUUUGUUUUGGGUUUGUAGAUCAUUGGUGUAUAGUGGAACAUUUGUUGUUGUUAUAAUUUAAUAAAUGAAGUUAAUUUUUAUUUUUU